This is a messenger RNA of Paramecium pentaurelia, 679 nucleotides long. The record is from the annotation of a GenBank genome assembly. NCBI's taxonomy places the organism in Eukaryota, Ciliophora, Oligohymenophorea, Peniculida, Parameciidae.
AAUGAAAUCAGGUAGUUCAUGGUUGAAUGCUGUAUAAAUGAAUCCACUUGACUUUGCUGAAAUCGAUUACUUGGAUCCUGCUUUAAAGGAUGGACAUAAGGUCCUAUACGAUCGCAUUUUAAACAUUAAUAUUCGAUUCUAAGAUCGGUUCUCAGAAGUCUAGGAACUAAGUUAACCAGAACCUAUACGUUUAAGAGUUUUAUAAUUAGUAAGGAUAUUAUAUAUAUUAAGGGGUAUUGAUAGUAAUCCAUAAUCAAUUAAAAUUGAAAUAAGUUCAGAGAAGGAUUUGUUCUUUCUGUUUCAUCAUGAAGCCACUAUUAAUAGUUUUACUUAAAUAAAAGCAUUGUAAAAUUUACAAAUGCCAUUUAAAGAUUAUGCUCAGAUUACUAUAGCAACUUUAAAUAAGGUUGAAUAAAAUUUUAAUGGGUAUUUAAGAUCUCUAUAUCAAGUUAUGGAGCUAUCUUUUAAGUGAUGUUGGAUGGUUCAGCUAGAUUGGAAAUCAAUUAAACAACAGAAUUCAGAAGUAUACAUAUGAUCCACUUUGAUUUUCAUUAAGUUGAGGAAUCAUUCCUAAGAUAAACAAUAGUGUUUAAAUACAAUCAAUAACGAAAAGAAAUUAAGUAUCUUACUCAAUCAUUAAAUGAAUGUAAAAUGAGAGCCACUGGAACAUUCAAAUGAU